UCCUCCAGGCCCAUGGCCCCUGCAUGGCCCCAGCGUGAGGGAGGGCUCUGAGGCACAGCGGCUGCUGGCACGAGGGGCUGCUCCGGCCACCUGGGGGCCUCUGAGAAAUGCCCAAAGCCUUGUGCUCUCUGCAGCUGGCCAAGGACAGCAGCAGGGCUGAACGGUUCGUGUGGCACAGCCAGCCCGAGCUCUGCAGCCUUCAGGGCCCCAUGGGAGAGGCGGCCCUCGGGAAUGGGACCGAGAGUACGGGACUGGGAUCAAUACUGGGAUCGGGCAUGGAUACAGGGACAGGAAAUACGGGACUGGGGACAAGGACAUGAAUGGGGACAGGGACCAGGACUAGGACCAGGAAUAUGGGAGAGGGACCUGGAAUGGGACCAGGAAUGGGAAUAUGGGAACGGGACAGGGAAUACAGGAAUGGAAAUCUCAGAGCAGCAUUGGGACCAGGAGUAGGAACAGGACAGGGAAUGUGGGACAGAAACAGAAAUUGAGACCGGGAGUGGGAUUCACGCUGGGAUGGGAGCGCAACGUGUCCCAGAGCAGGGUGACAUGGGAACGGGAGGGAGAGAGGGAUCCUGCACAGGGGACACCGGGAACUGAGACGGGGAGACAUGGGGACAGUCCUGGGCCAGGGGCUCCUUGAUCAGCUGCCCCAGAACUUCCACCGGGGUCUCCCAGUGCAGCUGGAGCUGCUUGGCCUGGGGUGCUCAAAGGCCUGAGCAACCCCCAAGUCCCUCCCUGGAACCCUCAGCUCCCUCAAACCCAGCAUCCCCCACAUCCCCUGCAAGAUUCCCCCAUGUCCCCAUCCUUGCCUUGGUUCAACAUCUUUAUUUUUACCCAGUUUUUGGGUUUUUUGAAAGGGCAAAGAGAAAUUAAAAGAAUAUCAAGGGUACAGGAGCCAGGAAGAAUUGGAGUCCCCCAGGCAGGUGUCUUCCCAAAAUGGAACACCAGUACCAAGGAUCACCGGGGCUCUGCCCACCUCGGGUCACUGGGGAUCAUCCAGCGUGGACUGUCCCAUGGGGGAUGGAGCUGGAGCAGUGCACGGAGCUCUUCCCGCACUCAGGGCACUCACAGGGCUGCCCUUAGUGGUGCCUCCACUGGUGUUGGGUCAAGGCUGAGCUCUGGCAGAAGCUCUUCCCACACUUGGGACACUCAUGGGCCUGUGACAUCACAAGGAGCGGAGAUGGAUGUCAGGCACCCACCAAAGCUGCUCUCAAUCCCUUCCAGAGAUGGAGAGGAGAGAGAAAAUAGAAUGAAGUCUCCAUGGGUUGAGUUAAGGACUGGGACAGAUCACUCAGCAAAUGCCAUCAUGGGCAAAACAGUUCAAAAUUAGAGACAUUAAUUGAAUUUAUUACUAUCAAUCAGAGCAGGAUAGUGAGAAGUAAAAUAAAGCUUUAAAAACACCUUCUGCCCAUCCCUCCCUCCCUCCCAGCUCUGCCUCCUCCCCCAGUGGGUGCAGGCAGACAGGUAUGGGGGUUCUGCUCAGUUCAUUCCUGUUGUUUCUCCUGCUGCUCAAGGAGAGGAGUCGUUCCCCUGCUGCACCAUGGGGUCCCUCCUGGAGACACUUCUCCAUGAACUUCUCCAAGAAAAGGAAUUUCAGUUCCCGAAGUUUGACCUGAUGGAGGAGGAGACCAUGAGGAAGAUGAAGAUGCCCUGGCAGCCCCAGGCAGGAGCCAGAGAGGACAAAUCCCCACUGCAGAACCUCGUGGAAGAGGCUGUUCUGAGAGGCUUGACAGUGCAGGAAUUCACUGGGGACAAAAAGCCCCAGAGAUCCCACAUGAAGAGGGGCUGCAAACCCAGCCCAGGAAGCCGUGAGGGGGAAAGACCCACCCUGUGCUGGGAAAGCAGCCGGAGAUCCAGAUGCAGCUUGGAGCCGGUGGUUCCUGAGCACCUUCAUGGCAGGGAGAAGCCCUACAAGUGCUUGGAAUGUGGGAAGAGCUUCAGGCAGUGCUCCAGCCUCCUCACCCACCUUUGCAUGCACCUGGCUGGGACCCCCUUUGAGCAGGGCCAGAUUUGAGCCAGAAUAUUGGGAGUCCCAGAGCCAGCCUGUCCCCUCUCCAACAUCUGUAGGCCUCUGGGAAGAGCCCAAAGGGAUGGAAGUGCCUAAAACACUGAUGAAGUGCCUGAGUUGCUCCCAGCUGUGGAUGUUGCUGUGCACAGACCUCCCCUGGAUUUCCCGUUGCCAAACCUUGGCCCGAUGCAGGAGGAGGAGGAGGCUGCGAGGAAGAGGAAGAUGGCCUGGGAGCCCCAGGCAGACCAGGAGCUGAGGAUGGGGACCAGGGAGGACAAAUCCCCACUGCAGAACCUCGUGGAAGAGGCUGUUCUGAGGAGCUCCACGGCACAGGAACCCAACGGGGAGGAAAAGCCCCGGACAUCGGGCACAUGGAGAGGUUGCAGACACAGAUCAUGGGGAUCUGAGGGGGAAAGACCCACCCGAGGCUUGGGAGGCGGCUGGAGCUCAGAGCUGGGAGCAACUUCAUGAUGAGGAAAAGCUCCAUGAGCGCUUGGAAUGUGGGAAGAGCUUCAGCCAGAGCUUCAAUCUCCUCACCCACCUUUGGGUGCACAUGGGGGAGCGGCACUGGGAGUGUAGGGAAUAUGGCAAGAGGUACAGGCACAGCUCCCACCUCUACCACCAGUGGGUGCACACCACAGAACGGCCCUACACGUGCUUGGAAUGUGGGGAGAGCUUCAGUGUUCGAUCCACUCUGACCUCCCACCAGAAGGUCCACACUGGGGAACAGCCCCACGAGUGUUCCGAGCGUGGGAAAAAGACUCGGAGCAGUUUGGAUCUCCUCAAGCACAGCACACCAGUGUCCCGAGUGUGGGAAUACCUUCAGGCACAGCUGUAGCUCGACCCAACACAAACAGAGCCACCACUAAGAGAAGCCCUGAGAGUGCCCUGAGUGCGGGAAGAGUUUCCUAUGCUGCUCCAGCUCCAAGCCCCAUGGGAGGAUCCACGCUGGAUGGUCCCCAGUGACCCCCGGUGGGCAGAGCCCAGUGAUCCAUGUUGGGAAGGCACCUGCCUGCGGGCUCCACGUCCUCCUGGGUCCCCAUGGCCUGGGUUUUCUUUUCAUUCCUCUUAGGACCUUCAAAACACCCAAAACUGGAGUAAAAAAAUAAAGACAUUGAACUAAGACAUUGAUUGGAACAUGGGGGGAUCUUCCAGGAGAUGUGGGGGAUGCUGGGUCCAAGGGAUUUGAGGGUUCCUGGGAGGGAUUUGGGGGUUGCUCAGGGCUUUGGGCACCCCAGGCUGAGUGGCUCCAGCUGUGCUGGGAGGCCCUGGUCGCGGUUCUGGGGCAGCUGAUCAAGGCCCCCCUGCCCUGGGACUGUUCCCAUCUCCCCCAUCCUGGUUCCCGGUGUUCCCUGUGCAGGAUCCCCCUCUCCCUGCUGUCACCCUCCUUUCCUCUGGCCCAUUUCCAUGUCACCCCACUCUUGGGCCCAUUCUGCUUCCAUCCCAGUCUGCAUCCCAUCCCCAGUCUCAUUCCCUGUCCUCUACUGUCUGUCUGGUUGUAUUGCACUAAGCUGUUUCUUUAGUUAUUGUUCUGCACUGGCUGGUCUUGUUAUUUUGCAGGGAAUAGUUGAUGUUGUAUCACAUGGUUUGUCCCGCACACAGCCCUCUCCCCCAAAGCCCCGGUGCUGCUCUUGCCCUGGGUUACUCCUCCCCUCGCGCCUCCCAUCAGUUGUAUCCCAUUGGCCGUGGCCUCUCUCCUCCGCCCCCUUUCCCUGGGGUUGAAAUCACCCGCGAUCAGACACUUGAUCUCUUUUCCCCUCCUGGACCUCCCUGGAGUGAUUCCACAAUUAAGGUGGGAUUUCUGGUCCCGAGGAGAAGAGCGCCUCCCGUCCUUUACUUUGGUCCUUUUGAGAUAGUGAGGCCUGGGGUCCAGAGCUGCCGAACCAGACCCCCACAAAGGUCCUGGGUCAACCUUACAUUGCCGUUCCCAUAUUCCAAAUCCCAUAAUCCCUGUCCUGUUCCCGUAUUCCCGAUCCUACUACUGGUCCUGCAUUUCCAUUUCUGUAUUCCCUGUCUCACUCCCAUAUUCCCAUUCCCACUCUCACUCCUCUAUUCCUGUUCCCAAUCCCAAUCCCAUCUUCCUAAUCCCUGUCCCAUAUUCUCUGUCUGGUUCUUGUUUCCAUAUUCCCUGUCCCAUUCCAAUAUUCUCGUCCCCAGUCCCAUUCCAGGUCCCUCUCCCAUUUUCUCAAUCCCAUUCCCAGUCCCUGUCCUCAUUCCUGUCCCUGUUCCCAUUUCUGGUUGCAGUUCCAAUAUCCUGGUCCUUGUUCUGGUCCCUGUCCUGUCUCCUAUUUCCAGUCUCAUUCCUGGUUCUAUUCCCAGUCCCUGUCCCCAUUCCUGGCCCUGUUCCCAAUCCCGGUCCUGUCCUGGUCCCAUUCCUGAGGGCUGCAGAGCUCGGGCUGGCUGUGCCACACGAACCGUUCAGCCCUGCUGCUGUCCUUGGCCAGCUGCAGAGAGCACAAGGCUUUGGGCAUUUCUCAGAGGCCCCCAGGUGGCCGGAGCAGCCCCUCGUGCCAGCAGCCGCUGUGCCUCAGAGCCCUCCCUCACGCUGGGGCCAUGCAGGGGCCAUGGGCCUGGAGGAGGCUCCUGUUCUUGA
Messenger RNA from Melospiza georgiana, 4604 nucleotides. RefSeq lists its product as uncharacterized. The transcript has 6 exons. Bases 3582 to 4604 code for a protein of 340 amino acids. NCBI's taxonomy places the organism in Eukaryota, Metazoa, Chordata, Aves, Passeriformes, Passerellidae. The record is from RefSeq and is a predicted model, not a curated record.